Messenger RNA from Diachasmimorpha longicaudata, 4537 nucleotides. RefSeq lists its product as uncharacterized. NCBI's taxonomy places the organism in Eukaryota, Metazoa, Arthropoda, Insecta, Hymenoptera, Braconidae. The record is from RefSeq and is a predicted model, not a curated record. Bases 58 to 4335 code for a protein of 1425 amino acids. The transcript has 14 exons.
GAGCACUGAUUCUCGGAGCGAGUGUGACUAGCACUGCCGGCAUCACUGGUAACGAGAAUGCAGGGUAAUCUGGUGGUUUGGACCACUCUGUGUCUGGCUGUUGUUGCCGCUGUGCAGAAGGACACGUACACCGCGGACAAGACUUACCUGACUAAACAAAAACGUCUUUAUCAACUAUUUUGGCAUAUUGAUCAACCGACUACUGUUCACCCCGAGUUCUAUCAAGUCGCACGCUCAUGGAAUUUGGAGGAUCAUGUUGAUGCUUAUCCUGCUGAGCAUCAGUACGUCGUUCAGGAAUUUGUUCAGCGCUGGAAGUACGGUCUUCUCCCGCGUGAUGCAGUCUUCACACCCUACCAUCCUGAGCACUCCCAGGAAGUGCAGGCUCUAUUCAAGCUAUUCUACCACGCCAAGGACUUCGACACCUUCCAUAACAUGGCCGUUUGGGCCAGAUUUCACGUGAAUCCCUACCUUUAUGGUUACACCCUAGCUGUUGCCAUCGUCCACCGACCUGACACCAGGAACAUCCGUGUGCCGGUGCUGCACGAGGUUUUCCCUCACCUGUACUUCAAUAACGAGGUCCUCACGACAGCGUACCGUGUCAAGCUGGGCGAUUCCAGUCUGAAGAAAACCGUUGACGUUAAAUACCACGACGGCACCGACUUAGUAAUCCAUUCAAACUACACCGGUUGGUACAUCGUGCACGAUGACACAGAGAACAAGCUGAGCUACUUCACCGAGGACGUUGGUCUCGGCGAUUGGUACUUCCACCUGGUCCACGAUUACCCGUGCUGGCUGAACAGCCAAAACUACACCCUCGCUAAGGAAAUUCGUGGUGAGCUCUACUACUUCGGACACAAGCAGUUGCUCGCCCGCUACUACCUGGAGCGUCUGUCCAACAACCUGGGAGAAAUUGAGACGAUUGAUUUGCACGCGCCCAUCGUCACUGGUUACUACCCAACAAUGAAUUUGCCAAAUGGAUUGCCAUUCACCCAACGUCCCUCGUGGACCCGUGUUCCCGUGCACAUGAAUCAGUUGGUCAACGACCUCGAGCAGAUAGAAACUCGUAUCAACACAGCCAUUGCUUCUGGCUACGUCCUGGACAACAGCGUGCCCCCGAAGCAGAUCAACAUAUACACCCCAGAGGGUCUGAACAUCCUGGGUAACAUAAUCGAAGGAAACAUGGACUCCUCCAACAUCCAGAUGUACGGUAGCGUGGAUCAUCUUGCCAGGCGUAUCCUCGGGUUCUCCCCACUGGCCAUCGACAAGAACCACAUCGUCCCGAGUGUCCUGGACUACGUCAGCACCAGCAUGAGGGACCCGGCCUUCUAUCGCAUCUACAAGAAGAUCGUCACGUACUUCAUGCAGUACAAGAAGAACCUGGCGAUGUACAGCCACGAAGAGCUGGUCUUCCCUGGAGUGAAGAUCGACUCUGUUGCAGUUGACAAGCUCAUCACCUACUUCGAGCAGUUUGACUCCGUCAUCAGCAAUGGUAUUCCAGUGUCAUCCACCAAGGAUGCUGAGACCUCUGUCAUCAAGGUACGUCAGCCACGUCUCAACCACAAGCCUUUUACCUACCACAUCAGUGUCACCAGCGACAAAGAUGUCAAGGGUACCGUUCGCAUCUUCAUGGGCCCCAAGUACGACGUUCAUGGUCAUGAAAUUGAUUUCGUCCAGAACUACGUCAACUUCCUGGAGGUGGACCAAUUCAUCGUUGAUUUGAAAUCCGGCCCCAACAAGAUCAAGCGCAACAGCGCCGAGUCCAUCUACUUCGUCCCCGACGAAUUGCCGACGACGGUCUACUGGAAAAAAAUCGUGAAUGCCAUCGAGACCGGUGAGACCUUCCAGUACAACGGACAGCUGUUCGGUUUCCCCGACCGCAUGGCCCUGCCCAAGGGUAAGAAAGAAGGUCUUCCUCUGAAGCUCUUCAUCUACGUGACGCCCGUCAACGAGGAUCAGACUGUCACGAUCAAGUCACCAGUGUGGGGUACAACUGUCGUCGAUGGCAAGCCUAUGGGCUUCCCCCUGGACAGGCCCGUCGUACGGCACAUGUUCCACGGGGUACCCAAUGCCCACUUCAAGGACGUCGUCGUCUUCCACAAGCAGAUUGACGAGCUGAACCAGACCGGUCAGACUAUGUACCUUUAUAGUCAUGAAUGUAGCACGAGAUCAAUAUUCUGGCGUUGUUAUCGUCUAGUCGUUAAUGAGAAAAUUACCCGCUUCACGUUUUCACAAGCUGCUGUUAUUUUCCGCUCUCCGUACUUCAUGAAAUUAGGGAAAUCAUGGACUAUAAAAGUCAAUGUAAUGCUGAAAGAAGUAUUCAUCCUUUUAGCUGUCGCGAUUAUCGCGGGUGUCAGCGGUGGCUUUUAUUUCACGGAACUGACAGCCGAUCAGGAUUAUCUAUUAAAACAGAAAAAGAUUUUUCAACUUUUCUAUCAUGUCUCCCAGUCUAACAUUGUCAAUCCCGAUUUGUUCAAAGAGGGACAGGAGUACAGUAUCGAAGCGAACAUUGACUCCUACACGAACAAGGACGUUGCCAAUUACUUCCUAGAACUGUACAAAUUUGGAUUCCUCCCGAGGGGCGAGCUAUUUUCCCUUUACUAUCGGAAACACCUGGAGGAGACCAGAGCCCUCUUCAAGCUCUUCUACUACGCCAAAGAUUUCGAUACCUUCUACAAGACCGCUCUGUGGGCUCGCAAUUAUAUCAACGAGGGCCAAUUUCUCUGCGCACUCUACCAGGCAAUUAUUCGUCGACCAGAUACACUCUUCAUUCACGUACCACCACCCUACGAAUUUUAUCCGUACGCCUUCUUCAACAGCGAGGUCAUCGAGGCAGCAAAGAACGCCAAGAUUUACAAUAAAUUUGCUGAAGGUAAUUCAUACAUCAUCCGCGCCAAUUACUCGGGCUGGUACUUGAAUCGAGACGAUGAUCCCGAGAUGAAAUUGAAGUACUUCACUGAGGACAUCAGCCUCAACACCUACUACUUCUUCCUCCGCCAGGACAACCCGUGGUGGCUCGGCAGCGAGGAAUUCGGCCUGGCGAAGAGCUACCGUGGUGAAGAGUACAUUUACUCGCACCAGCAGCUGCUGAAUCGCUAUAACCUGGAGCGAUUGGCCAACGGACUGCCAAAGGUCGAGUACUUCAUGUGGGAUGGAGAGUUCCCCACUGGAUAUUACCCGUCAAUGGUGUACCAUAAUGGACUGCCAUAUCCUCAGCGUCCAGCGUACAGCAAAAUCCCGCAGUACAAAUAUAAGUUCCUCUACCGAAUCCAUGACAUCGAGUCGAGAAUAUCAGCAGCGAUUGACCUGGGCUACAUAAUCGAUGCCGACGGUACUCAGCACAAGAUUUACACUCCAGAAGGUCUGAAUCUCCUUGGAAACAUCAUCGAGGGUAACAUGGACAGCUGCAACAAAGACUACUACGGCAGCCUCGAUAUAUUCGGAAGAAAAGUUCUGGGCUUCAACAUGGAGCCGAAGAAUCCCUACCAGGUUGCUCCAAGUGCCCUUGAAUCCCUCUCGUCUUGCCUCAGAGAUCCAGCCUUCUACCGCUUCUACCAGAGGCUGAUCCACUUCUACAAAAAAUACAAACGCCACAUGAAGCCAUACACCAAGGACGAGAUAGUCUUUCCUGGACUGAAAUUCGAAUCAAUAGCUGUGGACAAGCUGAUCACCUACUUCGACGAAUUCGACGCUACCAUCAGCAAUGGACUGCCCAUUUCGAGUCAGCAGGAGGCUGAUAACUUUUUAAUUAAAGUCCGCCAGCAGAGGCUAAAUAACAAGCACUUCACGGUGCACUUCAGCUUGAAUUCAGACAAAGCACAGAAGGUCGCCAUUCAGCUGUUCCUCGGGCCCAAAUAUGAUGCCCAGUACAAUCCCUUGGACUUCACCGAGAGCUACCAGUCGUUCUACGCACUUGAUUACUGGGUCACCGAUGUUAAUGCUGGAGUCAACAAACUGGAACGAGUGAGUCACGACUUCUACUUCGCGAUGGCCGAUCGCGAUCCCAGUGAGCUGAUCUACAAGAGAAUCGAGAAGGCCCUGGAGGGAACGGACAAGUUCAUUUACAAAGCGAAUUUGUACGGAUUCCCGGAGCACUUGCUCCUGCCCAAAGGCCGACGGUCGGGCAGUGCUUAUCAGCUAUUCGCUUACGUCAGCCCAGUGACCGAGCCUGUCAUGUACAAAUCCCGAGUGUUCGGGUAUUACGAGUACGAUAACAAGCCCAUGGGCUUCCCCCUGGACAGGCCAAUCUACUGGCCAUACUUCCAAGGACCCAACAUGUUCUUCAAGGAUGUCUCGAUCUAUCUUAAGCUCGACGUCGAUCCUAAUGCCACCACAUAAAUUCUACAUUUAAUGUCUCGCGUCAUAAACAUGACGAUGAACGAGUGUUUGGCAUGCUGAUUAUGGAAAUUACUAAGUUUUCCUUUUUAUUAAUAAAAAAAGUAUGUGGGCACUUAAACAACGAUUUUUCUUCAUGUUAAAUAGCAGAUGCAUUUGAAUUAAAGAAAAGGAAAAGGGAGCAAUAAAAUUUCCUCAAUCUGAA